This is a messenger RNA of Alternaria alternata, 2928 nucleotides long. RefSeq lists its product as hypothetical. Gene Ontology annotation, biological process: chromatin remodeling. Lineage: Eukaryota; Fungi; Ascomycota; Dothideomycetes; Pleosporales; Pleosporaceae. The transcript is spliced from 3 exons. The record is from RefSeq and is a predicted model, not a curated record. Gene Ontology annotation, molecular function: protein binding; histone methyltransferase activity. Bases 1 to 2928 code for a protein of 975 amino acids.
AUGCCAGCAAACACAUCCAACCCAGCAUCGUUCGAAGUGAUUCAGAGUGGUGAAGCACAGCCCAAAAACACGGGGGUGCUUGGCGGACGUAGUGACGGUCAAGCAAGCACGGCUCUUCCGUUGCAGACAAACGUGCUUAUCACUACUCGCUCGGCUGUAGAAGAGUGUUUGAAGCGUCAUCUCGCGGAACGACAUGAAGAACACGCAUACCUGGUCUCGGUUAAGAUGUUGCGUCAAAGGACUUUCCAAGAGCAGGAGCUUCGCGCUCGAAGCCGCAAGCAGAAGCGUCCACCAAAAUCAACCUUACCACAGAGAUACAUACAGACCACCUCUCCUUUCCAGAACAUGUCUCCGAUACAGGUACCGUUCGACCGGAGCGCCAACACGAAACGUAUGUUAGAUAUGAGUCAAGAAGUUUACGUCAAAGCCAAACCCAAAGACACAGUAACUAAAUCCGGUUUGGCUGCGUCUCCAACAAAAUACAAAAGCGACGCACCUAUGAUCCCUCCCUUUAAGGAGUACGUUAGUUUGAGGAACAACAUUCUCGCGGACAAUGAGUCAAAGCUGCUCGCAACACCCUACUUUCAGGACGAGGACUAUACUGGUCGCGAGAUCUUGUUAGAUACGCUUCCAUAUAUCUACGAGAUGACACAUGACGAAAACGGCCCGUUGGACUUUCGCAAGGAACAGUGUCGGUUCUAUAAAGACGCUAUAGAAGUUUUCCUGUCCGAGAUAGGCAUCGCGUGGAAUGACAUUUUGUAUUGGUUGCUAGCACCAGAACGAAAUAUCACCCGGAUCAACGAUUUAGCACCUGGCAGUAAACACUUUGAAGCACAUGUGCUUGAGCGAUCGCGGUACGACAUUGAAGAGUUCGAGCGAGAUGGAGUACCAAAGAGAAACGUACUGUUCAAACGGAAUGACAGGAAAUGGCGGGAGUUUUUGCCCCAGCUCAAAGAGCCUUCUACCAGUGCUCUGAGACUUGCGGCAACGGCUUGUGCAGCGGUUCUUCAAGAAUGCGAGUUUAGCAUCUGGUACCUUGCUCGACAAUCGGAAGCCGUUCAGAAUCACGUAGCGAAGAAGACUGCAUGUGGACAAGCUGCCAGGCAAUCCACUUAUAAGGAGAUGUUGUGUAGAGUUUGCCAUCAACAUAACUGCUUACUCCAUGGCGAAAUCAGACAAGCACCCGAAGACUCCUGGAAAACGGAUUCUGAGGAUGAGGAUCGCGCCACACAAGCGACUGACGACACUAGUCGACGAGGCUCUGAGACCAAAAGAACUCCCCGCCGCAUUUCGGCUUACGGCGGAGAUGAUACUGAAGACGAGCACGAAGAAGGCCCCUUGCCUGCACACUUUGACAACGAUUCUGAUAUCGAGAGGGUCAUCAACUACAAGUUGCCUGCAAACCCAGACGCCUUUAAUACUUGUCCGAAUUCCGAAAUGAUUGCAUCUAAGGGCGCAAAACCGCCUCCCGGUAAAUUCAAUGCAAACUGGUGGCUACAGCAAGAUAUGACACAGCAUUGGGAAAAGCGAAAGCCGUUCUUCCCAUGUAAACACGAAGGCACUUGUGAGGAUGCGAAAUGCCGGUGCUUCCGGGAGGGCAUCAAUUGUGAGAAGACGUGCAAAUGUUCGCGGACAUGCAAUCGACGCUUCCCUGGUUGCAGUUGCACGAUAGGACCUGGAAAACGCCCAUGUUUUACCAUCUCGUGCCUCUGCGCCAAAUUUAACCGAGAGUGCGAUGCAGACCUUUGCGGCGCUUGCGGAGCGUCUGAAGUCCUCGAUCCAGUGAACCGAUACAACGACGACGUGAUUGAACGCAACUGUUGCAAUGUUGCGAUCCAAAGAGGUGUUCCUCGGAAGACGUUGCUGGGCCACUCUGAAGUGCACGGUUUUGGACUCUACAUGGGCGAAGACAUCAAAAGCGGCGAUUACAUUGGCGAAUAUACCGGUGAAGCUAUCUCGGUCAAGGAAGGCGAUCGGCGAGUUACCAUAUACGACUACCAGAAAACGAUGUACCUGUUUCGAUUGAACUCAAAACAAGAAGUUGAUGCCACGUAUAUGGGAAACAAGCUACGCUUUAUCAACAAUGCCGACGAUAAGUACACGAAUUGUAGCCCUAAGAACCUGCUCUGCAACACAGUUUUCCGCAUUGCUCUGUUUGCGACCAGAGAUAUAAAGGCAGGCACCGAGCUCUACUUCAACUAUAAUUAUCCCAAGGAGAAGACUGCGCAGUUCAAACAGCCGAAUGCUAAGGCCGUCGCAGUCAAGCAAACCAAACAAAGAACGAAGAAGAGGCAGUCACUUACCAGCAGUCAGCCCAUCGAGGAUCGCUCACGUGUCCUAGCCGCCACAGCAAAGGCCAGAGAAGCUAAAGCUGCUAAGCGCGCAGCGGCCCAAGCCAUGCUAGAAUCCAGUGAUGCGCAGACUGCUACGAAAAGGCAUUCUGGAACACUCAAAGCACGGAAGGCAGCGACCGGUGAACCUGGACGCAAGAUAGCGAAGAAAUCCAUGCGUGAAGCACUCGGCAGGAAUGACUCCACAUACACAGACACAGACACUGGCGUAGAUGCGGAAGUAGAAGCAAGUGACCCCGACAUCCCCGCCGUCAUUGAGUCGCAGAGUACUCAGACUAGUCAGUAUGUUCAGGACACUGAAGAAGAUAACGACGAAUAUGUCUUGACUACGCAAGAGGAUGACGAAGAGGAAGAUGUAACUGAGCCGGCCUCUGAUGAUGAGCAGGCGGUUGUGCCAGACAGGAGUGUGGCAACGAGAACUCGUCGUGGGCCUGGCAGACCACGGAAGAGGAUUUCAGACUUGGCGCCGGUGAUUGCGGUGAAGGACAAGAAGACGAAAGCGAAGAUGGGCGGUGCACGACCGGGUGCUGGCAGAAAGAGAAAGCGACAUAUCAUUACUAACAGUGAUGAUGAGUAA